AUGAACAACUUGAGGAAGAUAUUAAAUUUGGGAGUAGUUGGUGGGGGGUUGGUUGGUGGUGCUGCGGCCCUAGGUCUAGGUCUUUCACAAUCUUUGUAUACAGUUGAUGGAGGUCAUCGUGCUAUUAUAUUCAGUCGUAUUGGUGGAGUUCAAGAUGAAAUCUAUCCCGAGGGUUUGCAUUUCAGAAUACCAUGGUUCCAAUAUCCAAUCAUCUAUGAUAUUAGAUCGCGACCUCGGAAGAUAACAUCACCCACUGGGAGCAAGGAUCUCCAAACUGUGAACCUCACAUUGCGCGUCUUAUCUCGACCUGAAGUCUCGCAGCUUCCAAAUAUAUAUCGUACGUUGGGUACUGAUUAUGAUGAACGCGUAUUGCCGUCUAUUGUCAAUGAAGUUUUGAAGGCGGUGGUAGCUAAAUUCAAUGCUAGCCAGUUGAUUACUCAGCGUCAACAAGUGUCUCUGUUAAUCCGUAAGCAGUUAAUUGACCGAGCUAGUGAUUUCCACAUAAUCGUUGAUGAUGUCUCCAUCACCGAUUUGACAUUUUCGCAAGUUUAUUCAGCUGCUGUCGAAGCUAAACAGAUUGCUCUCCAAGAAGCACAACGUGCACAGUUUCUUGUUGAACGUGCUAAACAAGAACGCCAACAGAAGAUAGUUACAGCUGAGGGUGAAGCUCAAGCCGCAAAAUUGAUCGGUGAUGCACUGGCUCAAAAUCCGGGAUACCUUAAACUCAGAAAAAUUAAAGCAGCCACUCAAAUUGCUAGAACAGUUGCACAGUCACAGAAUCGUGCAUUUUUACACUCUGGUUCUCUUAUCCUGAAUGUCGCCGAUCCCAAAUAUGAUGCCGGUUUGGACGUAUUGAGGAAAAAGUGAAUCAUCAUCACCUUACCUCUCCUGUAUGCUUCAAUAUUCCCAGUGGUUCGGAGUUUUUUUAGGCUAGUCUCUUUCCACUUUGAAUUCCCUUUACAUUGUUGGCGUAUGUGUGUAUUUCGUGCUACUUUUUCUAACUUACGAAACUCUCUUGUAUAUGAUUAGUGUACAAUUUAAAUUAAUUGUUGAACUAUUAUCAUUUUUUUCAAAAUAAAAUUAC
This is a messenger RNA of Trichobilharzia szidati, 1084 nucleotides long. Lineage: Eukaryota; Metazoa; Platyhelminthes; Trematoda; Strigeidida; Schistosomatidae. The record is from the annotation of a GenBank genome assembly.